Molecule: messenger RNA, 3938 nt
Organism: Salmo salar (Atlantic salmon)
Lineage: Eukaryota; Metazoa; Chordata; Actinopteri; Salmoniformes; Salmonidae
Source: RefSeq, a predicted model, not a curated record
CCCUCCAACACAGCUGGGUUGAUUUUGCCUUCUUCUCUAGCGAUUGUUUUCUUCUGAAUCUGAUCUGGCGUUCCAGUGAUGAAGGGGGGUUUCUGGGUGUGGAACCCCACCCCUCUGACCCCGACAGUCCCAUUGUCUGCCCGUGACAGCCCCCCGGGCUACCUAGCCUUACUGUCACUGACCCACAGAUUCACAUGGCUCCCCUUACUGUCAUCAGCUCCUGCUCGCUGCUCCAGUAAGACACUUACAGCAGAGCAGCUCAUGUUCAGGGUCCAGAUGCAGAUGUAGGGCAAAAAAACAACAUACGUGAUGUUCAGUGGGAACUGGAAAGGCAAAAACAUGAUUUUCCCAACACUGCAUGAAAACAUAUUUAUACAGCUAGAAGAGGGAGCUCUGUUCUGUUUCAUCGUAAUAUCAGUGUUAUCUUGUCCUUAAGGGAACAACGUGAACAUUUCUGUAAUUUCACUGGGGAAAUAAAGUAGUAAUUUUCUUUAAUGUAAAAAUAUGUGUGUAUUGGAGAACCUGUUUUCAAUUUGGUCUUAGACUCAUCCAGCUCCAGUCUGGCAGCAUCUUUGGCUUUUGUCUCAACAGAUAAAUCCUCUGCAACGUCAACGUCCUGAAUGCUCCCGCUGAUACCAAUUUUGACACUUUUCCAGAAACCAGAAGUAGAACUUUAGAUGAGAUGUUAAUCUCCCCCUCCCCUGCUGAAAAUCACAUGCAAAAAAAGCACUAUGGUGUCCAUCUAGCUACCAACAGACAAUAAAUACAUUGUGUUCAGACAAUAAGCUCUAGGUGAACUAAACAGGAUAUUAGCUGAUAGUCAUAAAAAAAUAGAGUUUCUGAGAGAGAGAGAGAGAACACUUCUAUGUAAAAGACACAAAGGCAAGUCUGUCGGGUGGUUUUGGCAUUGGUUUUUGGUUCCCAGGUCAUAAUGUAAACUGGGAUCCCAAACAAUUAUCCCUUUGGAAGUGUGUGUGGCUUUUGCCACUUCUCUGUUCGCUAUGGGUAACAGGCAAUGGUUGAUGCUUUCUGACACCUUCCAGUCCUGUCUCUUGUUCAGCUUCGUUUAGUUUUCUUGUCAGACGUUAGCAAAUCGCUCUGUAUUUGAGAGUUUGGUUUUAGUUUUCUGGUAACAUUCACUUCUGAGUUAAUCUGAAACACACAGUCUCAGCAUAGUUUUGGGGCAUGAACUUCAGGGAAAAGUCAUCAAGCUUUCAGUCAGCAAUGUAUCGUCAGAAAGGUAGAUACAAGGGGAAUCCGGCCUCUUUUUGAAGUUGAUAUUUUUUCACUCAAUCCAAGCUGCCAGGGUGACAUUGACAGAGUGCCUGGUGUAAAAUCUGUGAGGUGACUCACAAGUGCACUUAUGCUCCUCUGUUUUAAAUGAAACCAAAUGCACUGACAUAUUUCUUACACAUAGUCACCCAGUCAUCCUCUUUUCAUUAGGAUGGGGGAAGACAUGUGGCUGUGGAAUGAUGAAGGUAUCUAUGCAGAUGAGGAGAAUCCCAAGUAGGUGAAGCAGACUCACAACAGGACAAUAAAAGUUAAUAGGCCUACUUGAACGUGCUUACUUUAAUAUGACAACUUUUGCAUUGAGAGCAGGUGUAUGUGUGUGAGAAAAUGAGUGUGAGUGAGACCGAGAGAGGGGGAGAAAGCAAACUCACUGCUAACCCAAAACCUUGCAUUAGGUUUGAGGUGCGACUAUCAUGAUGUUCUGAGAUGUUUUCAUUCCUUAUGGAUUCUGACGGCAUGGGUGAUUUCAUGGAAUUUUUCUUAGAUUUUUCAUCUGGAAAACAGAUUUGUUCUCUAGCGUGCAUACUGGGGUUGGGACCAUUGUGGAUGAUGUUCUUUUAACACAAUUCUGUCGAAAAAAUCUUUUUCAGGUAUUUUAUUUACAUCAAGAGAUGACUUAGCUGUUGGACAAAGAACCUUAAUUCCAAAGAGGGUAAAAAUGCUAAUUCGGGUACCAUUUCUGAUUUGGAUUCUGCACUUCAUGGAUCUUAUUAAUGGACAAUAUUUCUCAAGACAUCCACGACAUAGACGUAAGUAUCCAACCGACACAUUUUGAUGCGACCUGAUUGAAAUGCGGACACCUGUUCUACGUAAUUAUACGCAUAUUCAACUCCUCUUCAUACAUGCGUAAAAGCAUGGACAUUACUAUGUGGGUGCAGUAAAUUUUACUUUCAGGCAACAAUGCGGUCAUAUAUUUUCAUGGUUUAUAUGCGUUGGCUUACUAUGUGAACCACACAAUACAUUGUAAAGUUUGGCUGAGGGUUUGAUAAACCUGGGCUGGCUCCUGUUUCUAUUCUUGGAACAUUAAUGUGCCACGUAUAGUAAGUCACUACUCAGGUUUAUGAGAUUGGCUGUAUUCGUUGAGUACAGAGCAUAAUGAUUUGUGAUAAUGUAGUUCUUCCAAAAAAGACAAGUUGUAUGGGAUUCAAGUUUGACCAAAUUUCACAUGCACGUGCUCAAGACAUGUAACUGCAUCCUCUCUUACGCAGGAUCACAUACACACACACACACACGUGUGUGUGUGUGUGUGUGUGUGGUGUGUGAGAGAGAGCGAGAGAGAGAGACACACACACACACACAGCCAUAACACCAGCUCUUCUCUCCAGGUAGCGCAGUGGUGAGCAGGUUGUGUCAUGCUGGCUGCCUGACAUGCUCAGCGUUAAACGGCUGCCUGUCCUGUAAGCCCCGCCUCUUCUUCCACUUGGAGCAUGAUGGGAUGUGGGAGAGGGGGACCUGUCUGCUAUCCUGCCCCAGAGGUCACUAUGGGACACGCUCCCCACAUGUCAACACCUGCACCAAGUGCAGGGAGGACUGUGUUUCCUGCUUCAACAGGAACUUCUGCACUCACUGUCACCAGGGCCACUACCUGUACAGAGGGAGGUGUGAGGACAGCUGCCCCGAGGGCCUGACCCCAAACGCUGCACUAAGAGAGUGCAAUGAUUGUCCAGUGGGCUGUGAGGUGUGUGUGACGAGGAACACCUGCACCAGGUGUAGAGCAGGACUGUACCUCCUGCAUGGCCAGUGCCAUCAUACCUGCCCAGGGGGGUUUGAGCCUGAUGGACAGCUCAUGGAGUGCAUUUCUCAAGUACACUGUAAGGUGGGAGAAUGGGGAGACUGGGACCUCUGCUUUCGGAGAGGGAGGACCCGGGGCUACAGGAAGUUUGAGGAGGUACGAAGAAGAGAGGUCCUACGGCACCCCACCCUGUACGGCGACCCCUGCCCCAAAGUCAAAGAGUGGAGGAAAUGUGUCAUCAAAAGGAGACCAAGUCCAGGAAGAUCAGAUGGCAAAGGCAUUAGGCCAACAGAACAUUGAUGCAAGAUCAUUGGUGGGAGCAAAAUAAUAGCAAGUGGCAGAUGUGAUCCAAAACAGGAUGGAAGGCCAGAAGGAGGACUGGAUUAACUGGGUUGAAAGAGAGACCUCCAUUGCCUGGACCUUAGUCGUUUCUGUAGUCAGGAACAGUGUGCAACAAUGUAUUCCUCUAUGUUUGUGACCAGCUGUUGACCUGCCUUAGUUGAGAGACCUUGGAGUAGAUAACAUUAUCAUCUGCUCUAGAAUUUCAGGUUCAACAUUUUUUGGUUCAUUGGAACAUGUCACCCACACGAUCCAUUCCAGGAAAAGGUCACUAAAUUGAUAUGGACUGAAUUGAGCAGUGUUCAAAAAGUGUUAUUCUAAUGAGUUUUUUUGUUUCUAUCAUGAUGGUGGCUAGCCCACUUGUUCUACAAGUGUUGCAUUUCUAUGUAUAGCAAGUCAAAUUGAAACUAUUGAUGCCUUUUCAUGAUUUAAAUCAUUGUUAUAGGCCUACAUAAAAUGUUUGUGUGGGAGAUUUUAUAGUAAAUGACAGUAUAUUGUCUUCACAAACAUGACUGAAUUACAUUUUGUUACCAAAAAACAUUGUUAAGUGGAAAGCCUACUCCAAAGAUGUCUAUAG